Molecule: messenger RNA, 2760 nt
Organism: Eptesicus fuscus (big brown bat)
Lineage: Eukaryota; Metazoa; Chordata; Mammalia; Chiroptera; Vespertilionidae
Gene: COIL
Product: coilin
Exons: 7
Coding region: 196-1923 (575 amino acids)
Biological process (GO): spliceosomal snRNP assembly
Cellular component (GO): Cajal body
Molecular function (GO): U2 snRNA binding; U1 snRNA binding
Source: RefSeq, a predicted model, not a curated record
UUAUUUAUUGGUCUUCUUAGCCUCGACCGAACUGAACUGAAUCAACACCGCUCGGCGUUGCCAUUCACGAAGGCUGUCGUAGCCACUUGCCACCCAUAGGUGGCGCACGGCGAGCGGCUCCAGGGGGCGGGCCGCCCGGGCACGCCUCCCCGGAGCGCUGUGGCGUGUCUCGGCUUCCGUAGAGCAUCGAGCAAGAUGGCAGCCUCCGAGACUGUUAGGCUACGGCUUCGAUUUGAUUACCCGCCGCCAGCCACCCCGCACUGCCUGGACUUCUGGCUUCUGGUCGACUUGAACCGAUGCCGGGUAGUCACGGACCUCAUUAGUCUCAUCCGCCAGCGCUUCGGCUUCAGUCCCGGGGCCCUCCUCAGCCUCUACUUGGAGGGGGGGCUCUUGCCCCACGGCGAGAGCGCGCGCCUGGUCCGAGACAACGAUUGCCUCAGAGUUAAAUUAGAAGAGAGAGAAGUCGCUGAGAAUCCUGAAAUAGUCAGUAAUGGUGAUAGUACUCAUUUCUUACCUAGAAAAGCAAAGAAGCGGUCAUUUAAGUUGGAGGAGGAUGAAGAAACUGAUUACAGAAAUUCAAAGAAGCAUUGGAAGAGGCGAGAGAACAACAAUGAGAACACUUUGGAUCCAGAACCAAAAGCUGUCACAGAUCAGAAUGGGAGGGGAAAAAACAAAAGGAAACACAAAGCCACACGUGAUGUAGUAGAUGAGGAUGACAAAGAGACCAGGAGAAAAUCACCAAAGAAGAGGGAGAAACGUGCGUAUAGAAAACAGACGAGGAAUCCCAAGUCUUCUAAAGCACAGACAGUGAAAGAGUGGACUGUCCAGAAGUGUAGUCCUCCAAAAGGUUCUGCUCGAAACAGCCUUGUUAAAGCCAAGAGGAAAGGUGGCGUGGACGUCCCUACGAAAGAUUGUCCCAGUUCCUCCUCAGAGUCUGAGUCUUGUCAUGAUUCAGCCAGUGAACUUUUGAGCAAUGUCAUCUUGGAGGUCAGAAAGUCCUCAGAGAAAGUAUCAACGGCAUUAUCAAAGGAAGGGCCCUCUAUAAAAAACACCACGGCAAACAAAGUAGCUACGACAAUUGCCUUUAACUCUGCCCCCAUCGAGGACAAGACAACCAGAACCUCUGACUCCAGUUCAGACUCGAGUUCAGAUUCAGAUGACCAAAGCGACGCGUCAAAGAGUUCCCUGGAGAAGACUGCGGGGCCCUUAAAGCCAGUGGGCCUGUUUGCAGGCAGAGGUCGUCCAGGUCCGGGGCCUUCAGCGCAGACCCCAAACGCUCCUGGGUGGAAGAACUCUGACCCAAAUGGUGGCAGACAGACUCCUCCUGGUCCUCCCAGCGUGACUUUUCCUACCAGUUUGGGAAGAGGUUGGGGUAGAGGAGAGGACCUUCUUUCUUGGAAGGGAAUUAGGGGUCGGGGCAUGCGGGGGAGAGGUCGAGGACGAGGACUUGCUGUUCCCCUUGUUUUAAAUAAAGACGCUGAAUAUGAGAAGCAGCAGCAUUUAAAUGAAACAGUAACAAACUCUUCUACUAUUAUCCAGAAUCCAGUACGGACACACAAGGACUACAGUCUGUUACCACUGUUAGCAGCUGCCCCCCAAGUUGGAGAAAAGAUUGCAUUUAAGCUUUUAGAAUUAACACCCGAUUAUUCUCCUGAUGUCUCUGACUACAAGGAAGGAAAAAUAUUGAGCCACAAUCCAGAGACCCAGCAAGUAGAUAUAGAAAUCCUUUCAUCCAGACCUGUUUCAUCCAUGAAAGAACCUGGGAAAUUCGAUUUAGUUUAUCACAAUGAAAAUGGAUCUGAGGUCGUGGAGUACGCUGUGACACAGGAGAGAAAGAUCACUGUUUUUUGGAGACAAUUGAUUGAUCCAAGACUGAUUAUUGAAUCUUCGAGUAACAACACAUCAAGCACAGAGCUUGCCUGACUAUGACCUCUCCACCUUGUAGUGUAUAAAUGCCUUGUUUGUGAAAGUGACUAUAACCUGAACUUUAAAAAAAAAAAAGAUUUGAAAGUUGUAUGCAGUUUUCUAUCUUCGUUUUACUGCAUAGGACAGAAUAUCUACCUCAUCAUUGAAAAUAACAUGGAUGUGCUGCUUUCUAGUCUUUUUUUUUUUUUCAGGUUUAAUUUUAGUAACAAAAUUUUUUUUUAAUGACAUUCCCUGUAGGCAUUGUUACAUACCAGUAUGUAUUGUUUCUUCUCUUUUUUAUUUUAUUUUUUGACCAUCAAGUAGCCAUUGUCAGAAGCAGUUUAUAAAGGCAAGUAUAAGAAAGUGCUGCACAUCUUGUCUCAGUAAGUUUUAUUAAGUAACAUUUUAAAACAUGAAAGCAUGUUACUUGACCUAAUUUUUUACAUUUGAGUUCUAUUAAAUGUGGAACCUCUUGCAAAUUUCAAGUAUUUUAUCCAUGUAAUUGUCAAGAAUUAACAAGUAGUUGGGUUUGUUGCAUGCAGUGAGUUAAGAAACCCUUUCACAUUUUUCUCAACUUUAAAGUGGAGGAUUCUUAGAGCCCAUGUAGAGUAGGAAAGUAAGACCUGCUGUCUGUGCCUUGGGCAGAACUGUUUCAGCUGGGUGAGAGGAUUUACUGUGGGUUCAGACCAGGAAUGUGUUACCUUGCUGCAAGAUCCCGGCACCUGGCUGAGUGUGCUAGAUUCAGGAUCUUGAACAAAACUUCCUUUCCUAUCACUGUUCCACACAAAGCUAAAAUGACUAAAUAUAUACUGUGAAAAUUGCUUUCUUUUAAUAAAAGAUCAGAUCCCUCCUUCA